CCACGCAUUCUGACUCCACCGUGCAGUCUCUUAUUUCCAUCUCCAUCACUACUGCAUAUGAAGAAGAAUCACAAGGAUAACGGGUUUCUCCCUCAACAUCUGGAGCGCCACGUUUUACCACGCAGAGACAGACGCUCUGCCUCCGAGAAAGAGACGGGUGAGACUGAGGACGGAGCACUUGACACCUUGCUUCACAGCAUCGAUAUGCAGUAGUGUGAUAGCAAUUCUACGGAGACGUAGAGGCCAUUCCAUGGCAUCCUAAUAUUACAUUGAGGGAUUGCGCAUUCGUGAUCAAAGGCAGCCUCGUUAGUGGUGCCGAACGGAUUAAAUUGGCUAUAGGACGGGGGAAAUUAAUAAUAUCCAUAUUUGAUCAAUACCUACCGUGAGAUAUCGUUGGACCUGCAAUGGACUCCAACGUACGGGAGUAUGGAAUGGCUCGCUUGGGAAUCUUUAUGGUUUUGAUGGGGCUGUGGCGGGUUAGCGCUGCUUGCCCUGCGUUCUGCACUUGCAGCAUCUCAAGGAUUGCUUGUAUCGAUCCUGAACCAGGGAUCGAGGAUUUCCCUAUCCUUACGUUAGAUGACAUAGAAAUGGACAUCAACAUCACCGAUAUAUACAUUGCAAAUCAAAACAGACUAUUUGACAUCAAUGAUAACAGCUUGAAGUACUACUCAAAUCUCAGAAAUCUAACUGUGACAAAUACCAGAUUGACUUCUAUAUCAUCACAGGCCUUUUUCAACAAUACAAGACUUCAAUAUCUGAAUCUGAGAGACAAUAACUUGUCAACACUCUCUUGGAAAACAUUCCAAAACUUAAACAUGACAUCUUUUCCCCUCCUGUCUGGUAACCCUCUGAAGUGUGUAUGUGAGAACAUGUGGAUCAAACUGAGGCUGCAAGAAGACAUUGACAGUACAGAGAGUCAAGAGCUGAAAUGCAUAGAUGACAGAGCAGUGAGGAGGGCCAUCUCCAGAUUUUCUCCCCCUGAUUGUGAGGCUCCCGCAGUGGAGGUCAGUCCCUCUAUCAUCAAAAUGACGGAGGGAAGUGAUGUCAGAGCAGUGUGCAGUGCAACAGGGUCUCCUGCCCCUGAUAUCUUGUGGAAUAUUGACAGUUUGUUUACCAUCACUAAGAUCAAUGCCUUGGAGCUGGAGAGCAAUCUGACACUGUUAGGUCUCUCGCCUUCGGACAACGGCAGAGUGAUCACUUGCAAUGUUGAGAACGUAGUCGGCCAAACCGAGGCUUACCUCCAACUCAACAUCCUCUUUCGCCCCACUAUCCUGGAGCUGCUGGAGCCAUUGCGCCUCCACCACUGGUGUAUCCCCUUCAGUGUGACCGGAAACCCCAAGCCCGAGCUACGGUGGUACCACAAGGACCAAGAGCUCCACGAACAGGAGUACAUCAAGACCGAGAUCCACGAGAGCACAGGGAGCAUUCACCACGGCUGCCUGAAGCUGGUCAACCCGACUCACAUCCACAACGGCCAGUAUACGCUGGUGGUCAGGAACGAGUAUGGGGAGGAUCGUAAAGAAAUCGAUGCCCACUUCCUGCUCCCGCCAGACCCAGACUACGAUACAGAACCGCCAUAUACCUACCCUUACACCACUGACUUACCACUACCCCCAAUAGAGGACAGUGUUGCAGUGUACAUAGUGGUGGGGAUCGCUGGCGUGGCAUUAAUUGGAUGUGUCCUGAUGGUGAUCAUUCUGAAAUACGGAAGAAACUCAAAGUUUGGGAUGAAGGGCUCCUCCUCGGUCAUCAGUAACGACGAUGACUCCGCCAGUCCUCUUCAUCACGUCUCCAAUGGCAACAACACCCCGUCGUCCUCAGAGAUGGGCCACGAUGCGGUGAUCAUUGGAAUGACAAAGAUCCCUGUCAUUGAGAACCCACAGUAUUUCCGCCAAUCUGGCAGCAUGCUGAAAUCGGACACGUUUGUCCAGCACAUCAAGAGACACAACAUUGUGCUGAAGCGUGAGCUGGGAGAGGGGGCCUUUGGGAAGGUGUUCCUGGCUGAGUGCUACAACCUGAACCCAGAUCAGGACAAGAUCCUGGUGGCUGUCAAGACGUUGAAAGAGGCCAGCGAAAGCGGCCGAGCCGACUUCCACCGGGAGGCGGAGCUGCUGACCAACCUGCAGCAUGAGCACAUCGUUACCUUCUAUGGCGUGUGUGUGGAGAGUGACCCGCUCAUCAUGGUGUUCGAGUACAUGAAGCACGGCGACCUCAACAAGUUCCUCAGGUCCCAUGGUCCUGACGCAGUGCUGAUGGCUGAUGGGCAGCACAGCCUGAUGGUGGAGCUGACCCAGUCCCAGAUGCUGCAUAUCGCCCAGCAGAUCGCUGCAGGCAUGGUCUACCUGGCCUCCCAGCACUUUGUCCACAGAGACCUGGCCACACGCAACUGUCUGGUGGGAGAGAACCUGCUGGUCAAGAUUGGGGACUUUGGCAUGUCCAGGGAUGUGUAUAGUACCGACUACUACAGAGUGGGGGGUCACACCAUGCUGCCCAUCCGCUGGAUGCCUCCAGAGAGCAUCAUGUACCGGAGGUUCACCACGGAGAGUGAUGUCUGGAGUCUCGGCGUGGUCCUCUGGGAGAUCUUCACCUAUGGGAAGCAGCCCUGGUACCAGCUCUCCAACAAUGAGGUGAUCGAGUGUAUCACCCAGGGGCGCGUGCUGCAGCGGCCGCGUUCCUGUCCAAAGGAGGUGUACGACCUGAUGCUGGGAUGCUGGCAGAGAGAAUCCUACAUGAGACUGAACAUCAAGGAGAUCCACAGCCUGCUCCAGAGUCUGGCCAAGGCCUCGCCUGUCUACCUGGAUAUACUGGGCUGAGUGAGUCUGGGCAGGUGUUUGGGUGGGAGUGAGGGGGAGUUGCAUGUGUGUGUGCGUGUGUGCGCGUGUGCGCGUGUGUGCGUGUGUGCGUGUGUGCGUGUGUGUGUGUUUGCGUGUGUGCCCGACUGUGCUGACUGUGCUUCUGUCUCCUCAUCACAUAGAGAAAAGCCUUAAAUUUGAUUAACUUUUUCUUUCCUUCUCCAUUUGAUGAUACUCUUAGGACCAGUUUCUCAAACCCAGAUUAAAAUAAUCCAGGAGUAGGCCCAAUUCUGAUUUAGUUCAUCAAGAGCUAAAAAUGAUUUAAUGAACAUCUAUUAACCUUGAAUUACAUAAUGCUGGACUGUGACGGGAACUUUUGAAAUGAAGUUUAAAACCAUAGUCUAACAAUAAUUGAGGCCAUGUCCAUGAAACCAAAAUGAUCAGUAAUCUUGAUUAAAUUGUAAUCUGGGUCUGCGAAACAAAUCAUGAACUGUGUUAUUGUACUGUUCUUGUACACUGUAAUUGCUGGGGAUGAACAAAGGGAAAAUGACUGUCAAAAUGAUCAUGGACAAUGUAUGGACACGUGCCAACAUGGAUAGAGCUUUUCCUUGUUCCUACUAACACGAGGAACAUCUCGUGUGGAGCGACAUAUAAAGUCGAAGUAACAUUUAUUUAUUUUUAAACCCAUUGCAAUGAAGUAAGGCUUACCGCUUAUAUAAGUGUCAUGGACUAUUUUUAUGAUGUGAGAACUUUCUUAUUGAUGUCAGGUGCUUUUUGACUCUGUUGUUUUCAUGUUGCCACUUUACAUUUUGAUUGGUGACUAAAUUCUGUCAUCAUGGCCAACCAGUCCGGAGCUGUGGAGUUGAUUAUUAUGGUACUUGAAGGGUACCUCUUAGGACUUAUAAUGACUUCAUAUCACAUUAAUAACCCAUUAAUAACCCAUAUAUACCACAGUAAAAAAAAAACAAAUAAAAAAAACAUCCAUUCAUGAAAUGCUUAUGUACUGCUUAUAUAUGGUUAUUUGUAUGUUAUAAAGUCUAUGUAGGUACCCUCAGUCUAGAGAGAACAAGAGCCAUCCAUCCACACAACACCGUUAAACCCCUGAGUGUUGCUAUACAUAUACGUAUGUGCAUAUUACAAAAACACUUUUAAAUGUUAUAAAAAUAAGGAUUUACCUUUUUAAAACAUAUGGGCAUUCUCUAUGCCAUAUUUAUAAUUCAUUUUCUCAGAGUUAUUUUCUUUUUUUAAAUUAAUAUUUCAGGUUGUGGUUCAUUAUCAGUGGUAUUUUCUAUCUGAUUCUAUUUUGCUAGAUACUGACAUUGUCCAUUUCCAUGUAGAAGGUCUUUUGUGUUUUUGAAUGUGGUUAGUAUGCACUACACAUGUCACAAUCUUGACUGGAUAACUAAAGCACAGUGAAUAAGGACCGUCCCGGCAUUAAGUUGGAACUGGGAGGAAUUUGAGUUGCCUCAACUCAAACCAAAGCAGUAAGAAAGUUGACCAUACUGUAGCAUAGAAUAACAUUGUCAUUUUGUUUUGUCAUUUGUCAUUUGUGAAGAGCACAUUCACCAGCAAUGGCUUAGAGAGACCAUCAUUUUAUCCUCUACCGUAUAAAUCUAUUGGAGGCCCAAAACUCUACUACACUGUUUGUUUUGCAUUUUUGAAGGCAGCUUUAUAAAUGCUGUUGAUGUUGUUGAGGUCGACGUUGAUAAGAUGUUUCAGUAUAUUGAAGCUAAUAGGAAAUGAUGGAUUUAGCCUUUAAGGAUAUUUGAUUAAUUUCAGCUGUAUUUGUAGCGAAUCAACAUUGACACUGCUUUAGUUUCACCCUCGAGUUAGAAAACAUCACUGGUAAAAUGCCCCUAUUCAGCGAUUUAUGCACUUAAAUUACUAAUUGACUUGUUUACAUUAUGUACUGUGUAGCAUAUUAUUUGGAACCAGGGUGUGAAAUUCUGUGAUCUUAUAUUGAUUGAUAUACAGUACCAGUCAAAAGUUUACACACCUACUCAUUCAAGUGUUUUUCUUUAUUUUCUACAAUGUAGAAUAAUAGUGAAGACGUGAACUAUGGAAUCAUGUAGUAACCAAAAUAGUUUUAAACAAAUCAAAAUACAUUUUAGAUUCUUCGAAGAAGCCACCCUUUGCCUUGAUGACAGCUUUGCAAACUCUUGGCAUUAUUUCAAACAGCUUCACCUGGAAGGCUUUUCCAACAGUCUUGAAGGAGUUCCCACAUAUGCUGAGCACUUGUUGGCUGCUUUUCCUUCUCUCUGCGGUCCAACUCAUCCCAAACCAUCUUGAUUUGGUUGAGGUCGGGUGAUUGUGGAGGCCAGGUCAUCUGAUGCAGUACUCCAGCACUCUCCUUCUUGAUCAAAUAGCCCUUACACAACCUGGAGGUGUGUUGGGUCAUUGUCCUGUUGAAAAACAAAUGAUUGUCCCAUUAAGUGCAAACCAGAUGGGAUCGCUGCAGAAUGCUGUGGUAGCCAUGCUGGUUAAGUGUGCCUUUGAAUUCUAAAUAAAUCACUGACAGUGUCACCAGCAAAGCACCCCCACAUCAUCACACCUCCUCCAUGAUUCACAGUGGGAACCACACAUGCAAAACUCAUCUGUUCACCUACUAUGUGUCUCACAAAGGCCUGAUUCACGCAGUCUCCUCUGAACAGUUGAUGUGUCUGUUACUGGAGCUCUGUGAACCAUUUAUUUGGGUUGUAAUGUCUGAGCCUGGUAACUAAUGAACUUAUCCUCUGCAGCAGAGGUAACUCUGGCACUUCCUUUCCUGUGGCGGUCCUCAUGAGAGCCAGUUUCAUCACAGCGCUUGAUGGUUUUUGUGACUGCACUUGAAGAAAGUUUCAAAGUUCUUUUGAAAUUUUACUCAUUGACUGACCUUCAUGUCUUAAGGUAAUGAUGGACUGUCGUUUCUCUUUGCUUAUUUGAGCUGUUCUUGCCAUAAUAUGGACUUGGUAUUUUACCAAAUAGGGCUAUCUUCUUAUACCACCCCUACCUUGUCACAACACAACUGAUUAGCUCAAACGCAUUAAGGAAAGAUAUUCCACAAAUGAACUUUUAACAAGGCACACCUGUUAAUUGAAAUGCAUUCCAGGUGACUACCUCACAAAGCUCUUUGAGAGAAUGCCAAGACUGCAAAGCUGUCAUCAAGCAAAUGGUGGAUACUUUAAAGAAUCUCAAAUAUAAAAAUAUAUUUUGAUUUUGUUUAACAGUUUUGGUUACUACCUGAUUCCAUAUGUUUUAAUGUCUUCACUAUUAUUUUUUAAAUAAAGAACAACCCUGGAAUAAGUAGGUGUGUCAAUGUUUUCAUUCACAGAUUCUAUCAGGAAUGUGACGACUUGAUAACUCUGGCAGAGUUUAAUCAGAUAAUGUGACAGGGAAGAGGACCUAAGACAGUGCCUUCAGAAAGUAUUCAUACCCUUUGACUUAUUCCAUAUUUUGUUGUUACAGUCUGAAUUCAAAAUUGAUCAAAUAUUUUUUCCCUCACCCAUCUACACACAAUAGCCCAUAAUGACAAAGUGAAAACAUGUUUUUUUUACAUUCUUGCAAAUGUAUGGAAAAUUCAAUACAGAAAUCUAAUUCCCAUCAGUAUUCACACCGCUGAGUCAAAACACCUUCGGCAGCAAUUACAGCUGUGAGUCUUUCUAGGUACGUGUUUUAUUUUAUUUUACUUUAUUUUUUAGCUUUGCACACCAGGGUAUAUAUAUUUUCCCAUUUAAUUAUUUUCAAAAUUCUUCAAGCUCUGUCAUAUUGGUUGUUGAUUUUUGCAAGACAACCAUUUUCAGGUCUUCCAUAGAUUUUCAAGUAGAAUGAAUGGCCACUCAGGAACAUUCACUGUCUUCUCCAGUGUAGAUUUGGCCUUGUGUUUUAGGUUGUUGUCCUGCUGAAUGGUGAAUUAAUCUCCGUGUCUGGUGGAAAGCAGACUGAAUGAGGUUUUCCACUAGGGUUUUGCCUGUGCUUAGCUCCAUUCCAUUUUUUUUAUCCUGAAAAAAUGGUACUCAGUAAUGUGUUGUAACAUAACAAACAAACAUAACACUUUGUAUUCAGGACAAAAAGUGAAUUGUUUUGCGGUAUUACUUUAAUGCCUUGUUGCAAACAGGAUGCAUGUUUUGUACUAUUUUUAUUCUGUACAGGCUUCCUUUUCACUCUAUCAAUUAGGUUAGUAUUGUGGAGUAACUACAAUGUUGUUGAUCCAUCCUCAGUUUUCUCCUAUCAUAACCACUCUAACUGUUUUCAAGUCACCAUUGGCCUCAUGGUGAAAUCCCUGAGUGGUUUCUUCCUCUCUGGCAACUGAGUUAGAAAGGAAGCCUGCAUCUUUGUAGUGACUGGGUGUAUUGAUACACUAUCUAAAGUGUAAUUAAUAACUUCACCAUGGAUAUUCAAUGUUUGUUUUUUUUACCAACAAGCUGCCCUUUGUGAGGCUUGUAAAAAUGUCCAAAAAUUUCACUCUGACAUUAUGGGGUAUUGUGUGUU
Oncorhynchus masou masou (cherry salmon) is the source of this 7259-nucleotide messenger RNA. RefSeq names its product BDNF/NT-3 growth factors receptor-like. Gene Ontology annotation, biological process: cellular response to brain-derived neurotrophic factor stimulus; positive regulation of neuron projection development; cell surface receptor protein tyrosine kinase signaling pathway. The transcript has 18 exons. The record is from RefSeq and is a predicted model, not a curated record. Gene Ontology annotation, cellular component: plasma membrane; axon; signaling receptor complex. Gene Ontology annotation, molecular function: brain-derived neurotrophic factor binding; ATP binding; brain-derived neurotrophic factor receptor activity. The coding region runs from base 405 to 2813 and encodes 802 amino acids. Lineage: Eukaryota; Metazoa; Chordata; Actinopteri; Salmoniformes; Salmonidae.